AUGUACAGCCAAGAAGAAAGAAAGGACUGUGUGUACCAAGAGGUCACCGAGCCCCAGGAUGAUGACUACCUUUUGUCAGAACUUCUUCAUCGACCCCCUGCAUUUGUAAAGGACACUGCAGUUGACGAGGGCCAUCCCCACCGCUCAGCCCUCACCCUGCCCCCUGGGUUGAGAAUCGGGCCAUCCGGCAUCCCUGAGGCUGGGCUUGGAGUGUGGAAUGAGGCAGCUGAUUUGCCAGUGGAUCUGCACUUUGGCCCUUAUGAAGGACACAUCACAGAAGAUGAAGAGGCAGCCAAGAGCAGAUACUCCUGGCUGAUCGCCAAAGGGAGAAACCGCUAUGAGUAUGUAGAUGGGAAGGACAAAUCCUGGGCCAACUGGAUGAGGUUUGUGAACUGUGCCCGGGAUGAUGAAGAGCAGAACUUGGUGGCCUUUCAAUACCACGGGCAGGUUUUCUAUCGAACCUGCCAGGUUACCAGCGGGGGCUGUGAGCUGCUGGUCUGGUUCGGGGAUGAGUAUGGCCGGGAGCUGGGCAGCAAGUGGGGCAGCAAGUGGAGGGGAGAGCCUGCAGCUGGGAGAGUCUGUGCAAUGGAAAUGGGAACUCCGCCUUUCGGUUUGACAUUCAAAGUUGAGUCAGCACAGACAGACUCUGACAAGAGGAUCGCUGAGAUUACAAGUCCUGCUGAACAGCCUUCAGUGCCUGUCUUCUGCAGCUUUAGUGCUGGACAAAGGAAGAUAAGGACAGGGUAG
Molecule: messenger RNA, 747 nt
Organism: Artibeus jamaicensis (Jamaican fruit-eating bat)
Lineage: Eukaryota; Metazoa; Chordata; Mammalia; Chiroptera; Phyllostomidae
Product: histone-lysine N-methyltransferase PRDM9-like
Exons: 5
Coding region: 1-747 (248 amino acids)
Biological process (GO): regulation of DNA-templated transcription; positive regulation of reciprocal meiotic recombination
Cellular component (GO): nucleus
Molecular function (GO): recombination hotspot binding; protein binding; histone H3K4 methyltransferase activity
Source: RefSeq, a predicted model, not a curated record